Daucus carota subsp. sativus is the source of this 760-nucleotide messenger RNA. RefSeq names its product ethylene-responsive transcription factor 1B. Gene Ontology annotation, molecular function: DNA binding; DNA-binding transcription factor activity. The coding region runs from base 69 to 614 and encodes 181 amino acids. The transcript has a single exon. Lineage: Eukaryota; Viridiplantae; Streptophyta; Magnoliopsida; Apiales; Apiaceae. The record is from RefSeq and is a predicted model, not a curated record. Gene Ontology annotation, biological process: ethylene-activated signaling pathway; regulation of DNA-templated transcription.
AUCACUUGCCACAAAACUCUACCCUUUUCAACUCCCAAGCUCAUACACAAACCACCAAAUAUUUUCUCAUGGACUCAUCCUCUUCAUCAUCUGUUGAAUACAACUCCAAUGAGAACGGCUCUGGAGAUAGACUAGUGCUAGAAACAACAGAUAUAGCAGCAGAGCAAGCUGUAUCCUACAGGGGUGUGCGUAGGCGUCCGUGGGGCAAAUUUGCUGCCGAGAUCAGAGAUGCUACCAGAAAUGGAGUUCGAGUAUGGAUAGGAACUUUCGACAGUGCUGAAGAAGCUGCGUUGGCGUAUGAUCAAGCAGCAUUUGCCAUGCGUGGUUCAGCUGCAGUGCUUAACUUUCCUCCUCACCUUGUUUAUCAGUCCUUGUUAGACAUUAAGUAUGAUUUCCAGGGCAAGUGUUCCCCGGUUUUGGCAUUAAAGAAGAUGCAUUCUUCAAAGAAGAAGAAGAUGAUGAAGAAGAGUAGAAAGGAGAAGACAGCAAGAGACAAUCAAGAGAUGGAAUAUAGAAUGCAUAGUUAUGAUGAUGUGGUGGUGUUGGAGGAUUUAGGUGUUGAGUAUUUAGAACAACUUCUAACUUUAUCCGAGAAAACAAACUACUCUUGGUAAAACGGAAACUAGAGGAUGUCUCAAACUACUCUUGGUAAAACAGAAACUAGAGAAAGUCUCAAACUACUCUUGGUAAAACAGAAACUAGAGCAAGUCUCAAACUACUCUUGGUAAAACGGAAAGUAGAGCGUACUCAACUUGUUCCA